CGUCAUCUCAUGAUGAAUUUCUAUAAUACUGAUGACAUUCGAGGGGUGCUGUUAUCAUCAUGUCACGAACAUACGCAACACCUGCCGCGAGAAUCACCAUCUCCAUCCUCUUCUCCGUGUUGGGCACUCUGACAGUCAUACUUCGCUUCUAUGCGAGAAAGAGGUCGAAAUCCGUGCUUUGGACUGACGUGAAGAUUGAGAUUGAUGGGCUUUGCCCGCACUGGUGAGUGUUGCGUGUCUAAGAUGUUGCAAUCGAAGAAGAACUCUGAUCUACUCCGUGCAGCUUCUGGAGUAUACGCUUGCAGCACUUCUACUCUGGGGCGCAACAACAGGAUCCUGAGGGGGCCAUCUUCCCCAGCCUGCUGAUCCACGCCCAGAGGGUUAUCUCUUCUCGCCCUUUGAUCAACAGAUCCGACUACUGCAGGUUGAAUCCCACGCCGUUUGGCACAGAUCCGGAUACUAAAUGUGCCCCAGAU
Messenger RNA from Aspergillus fijiensis CBS 313.89, 476 nucleotides. RefSeq lists its product as uncharacterized. The transcript has a single exon. The coding region runs from base 60 to 227 and encodes 55 amino acids. The record is from RefSeq and is a predicted model, not a curated record. NCBI's taxonomy places the organism in Eukaryota, Fungi, Ascomycota, Eurotiomycetes, Eurotiales, Aspergillaceae.